Messenger RNA from Rubroshorea leprosula, 1928 nucleotides. Lineage: Eukaryota; Viridiplantae; Streptophyta; Magnoliopsida; Malvales; Dipterocarpaceae. The record is from the annotation of a GenBank genome assembly.
ACAUCCUCUUCCUCUUCGGCCACACACAACCAUCACCCUCUCGGCAGACUUGCCCUGUGGCUUCCUAUUCGCCUCUGCCCAAGUGAUUGUACUCGUCCCUUUCCCGUUUCUCUUCCCUCUUCCCGAGCUGAUCUCCUGGCAUUUCAGCCACUAUUCACCUGAACCAACUUCUGCCUCACCGUGAAAUUGCGACCAACUACCCAAAGAGUUUUGCAACCUUCAAUUGCCGCUGGAGUGAAAGCAGAGGAGAGUCACCACUGAGCGAAGGAGGAGAAGAGCAGACGACGAGAAAAGUUCUUAGGGGGCUUUGUUGCUUCAGCCGGAAGGAGAGGAUUUUACGUGCGAGAAAUUCGAGGUUCUUUUCUGUAGAAUCAGAAGUUUACAAAGGAUCCAAAAGGGACUUUGUAGCCGAGUUUUCUGGAAGCAAUCAAUUGGAAAAUCAGUAAUCUACUUCAGUUGUUCAAGUUCCCAAAAGCUCCAUUCAGUAUCUGGGGCCAUUGCUUUUGCUCUGAUGCUUAAAACUCCAAUAACCGGAGCACUGCAGUUGGGUCUUGCUUCUUGGUUUCUCUGAUUCAAUAUCAAGUGGGGAUGGAGAUGGGUAGCAGUCAGAAUGGGAGUAGCAUCAUGUGGUUCUUUAGGGACAAGGGUUUUGAUGAUAAAAGCAUUAACAAAAUAUCUAGGAAGUGCAAGCGUCUUCAGGGUGUCCAAAAAGAGCAAGCCUCAGAGAACUGGGCAUACUUGGAAAGCAUAGGCAUUCAGGAGAGGAAGCUACCUUACAUAGUUUCCAAGUGCCCCAAAAUUCUUACUCUGGAUCUCAAUCAGAAGCUUGUACCCAUGGUUGAGUGUCUUGCUACCCUUGGGACAAAACGGAGUGAAGUUGCUUCUGCCAUUGCCAGAUUCCCUCACAUACUCUCCCACAGUGUGGAGGAGAAACUCUGUCCAUUGCUGGCUUUCUUUCAGGCAUUAGGGGUACCCGAAAAGCAGCUGGGGAAGAUGAUAUUGCUAAAUCCAAGGCUUAUCAGUUAUAGCAUUGAGUCAAAACUCACCAAGAUUGUGGACUUCCUUGCUGCUCUUGGCCUUAAGGGAGAAGGGAUGAUUGGGAAAGUUUUGGUGAAACACCCGUAUCUAAUGGGGUAUAGUGUUGACAAAAGGCUGCAGCCAACCUCAGAGUUUUUGAAAUCAAUAGGUUUAUCUAAGAAGGAUCUUCAAACAGUGGCUAUGAACUUCCCUGAAGUCUUGUGUAGAGAUGUGGAUAGGAUUUUGAGACCAAAUUUUGCUUAUCUAAAAGGAUGUGGAUUUGGGGAUAGACAGAUAGUGGCUAUAGUAACUGGUUAUCCCCUAAUUCUCAUUAAGAGCAUCAAGAAUUCUUUAGAACCCCGGAUUAGGUUCUUGGUAGAAGUUUUAGGAAAGGGAUUUGAAGAAGUUGUUGAUUAUCCUGACUUCUUUCGCCAUGGUUUGAAAAAGAGACUAGAGUUGCGGAACAAACUUUUGAAAGAGAGGAACAUAGAUUGUAGUUUGAGAGAGAUGUUGGAUGGCAAUCAGAAGAAGUUCCUCUUGAAGUUUGGUUUGAUUCAAGGGGUUGCCUAAGGUUUAAUCGCCAGCAUCUGAGUUUCAUGGCCUUUUGGUGUUAAUACCCUCAGCCCCGUCCCCAUUCCCUCCUUCCCUUAAUGGCCACUCUUUUUGAAAAAAGAAAGAAAAAAAAAAGAAGAAGAAGAAGAAGAAGAAGAAAAAAAAAGAAAGAAAGAAAAGGACUUGCAGUGGCAUUGGACUUGUGCUGAAGUAUGUUGCCAUGACAUUUUAGGUCCAUGCAUGGUGUAACAAUUGUUUUAGAACAUCGCAUGCCACAAAGUAUUAGGAUUGAAAAUGUAAUUCAAAAUGUAAAUAUGGUAAACAUUUUAUAUUUUUGCUAGUAAACUUCGGCUAUACUU